AUGUUUGGUGGCGAAGAAUCAGAGCAAGAGCCCAAGCCGAAUGCUCGAACUAACAGCGACCGGAUCAUCAUAUUCCAUACGUCUACUAAAGCCGUCGAAGUCGUAAAGAAAGCCGACUUUUCGGAAACAAGACUGAUCCUGAUUCUAGCAAAGCUCCAAGAUGAUGAACCGCGAGAGAUUGCCCCAAAGCUGGGCAAAUGGAUCAAUGUACACGCAAAGAGCAGUAGCAAGGAGCUCAAAGGUCUCGUUCUGACAACACUGGAUUUGGGCAUGCUUGGAUGGGCAGAUUCAUGUCGCAGGUUGUUUGGUCGGUGCAACGAGAUAUACGUCGUCGAUUGA
This is a messenger RNA of Bacidia gigantensis, 339 nucleotides long. RefSeq lists its product as uncharacterized. The record is from RefSeq and is a predicted model, not a curated record. The coding region runs from base 1 to 339 and encodes 112 amino acids. The transcript is spliced from 2 exons. NCBI's taxonomy places the organism in Eukaryota, Fungi, Ascomycota, Lecanoromycetes, Lecanorales, Ramalinaceae.